AUGAGCAUAGAGGAAGAGCAAACUUUAGAUGCUCUUUUUGCCAGUUUGAAAGAGGUAUCGAACAAAAAAUUAACACCAGCAAAUGAACUAGAAAAAAAUCAUGAUUCUGAUGUUUUACGUUUAGAUGAUAGUAAAGAUACUGAAAAGAUAUUUAGAAAUAUCGAACUAGAUUUGAAAAAAUUACCAAAAUUAAACAAUGAUUUUGAUCAAUUGGGCUCCAAAAAAGCUAAUUCCAAUGAUAAAAAACCUCUUCCGACACUGUCUACAACUUUAUUAGAUGAAACAAAAACGACACAAAAACAAAACUUUAAAUCUGAGGCAAAAGACUGGUUCCUUCUACCUAAACCAAGUGAUCAUAUGAAAAAACAGUUACAAAGAGACUUACUAUUAAUCAAACAUCGUGCUGCACUAGAUCCUAAGAGACAUUAUAAAAAAGACAAAUGGCAAGUACCUGAUAGAUUCUCAAUAGGUACAAUUAUGGAAGAUAAGACUGAAUUUUUCUCGAGUAGAUUGACCAAGAAACAAAGAAAAUCCACUAUUUUGGAAUCUCUUAUGGCGGAUAAAGACACAGAUAAAUAUUUCAAAAGAAAAUAUUCUGAAAUUCAAGUACAAAAGACUAGUGGGAAGAAGAGUCAUUAUAAAAAGACCAAAGAUAUGAGAAGAAAAUUUUAA
Messenger RNA from Arxiozyma heterogenica, 672 nucleotides. It is a transcript of the gene FCF2, whose product is annotated as Fcf2p. Gene Ontology annotation, biological process: RNA processing. The transcript has a single exon. The record is from RefSeq and is a predicted model, not a curated record. The coding region runs from base 1 to 672 and encodes 223 amino acids. NCBI's taxonomy places the organism in Eukaryota, Fungi, Ascomycota, Saccharomycetes, Saccharomycetales, Saccharomycetaceae. Gene Ontology annotation, cellular component: nucleolus. Gene Ontology annotation, molecular function: RNA binding.